Molecule: messenger RNA, 3197 nt
Organism: Aphanomyces invadans
Lineage: Eukaryota; Oomycota; Saprolegniomycetes; Saprolegniales; Verrucalvaceae
Exons: 14
Coding region: 10-2064 (684 amino acids)
Molecular function (GO): ADP binding; protein binding
Source: RefSeq, a predicted model, not a curated record
AACAGCGCCAUGGACGACUGGAGCGAUGGAAUCAGCAGCGAGAUCGCGGCGCUAGCAGAAGGACACUCGCUCGAGGACGAUUCGUUGCAGAAACGGACAGCCGAAACGUGGGCACAAGACCAAGCCAAGCGAAAACGUGCCAAGAGCGCGCUCGACCACGCGGCUCAUCCAAAUUCAUUUGCUUCUUUAGCGAAUCAGUUGACUUCAAUGCACAACGACGAUGGCGGCGACACGACAGACAACAUCAAGCGGGACGCAAUGGACGUCGCUUCUACGAUUGUCAUUCCUGUGCCAAAACGCCCACACGCGCGGAAGAGCAGCAUUGACAUGCAGAUCAUCUACCGGGAGGAGCAAGAUACGAUUGACCUCCUGGGAGAGACAGAAGACGUCGAGUUCGCGUCGCAGGUGGCCAAUUCUGCGCACAACUUGACCGAGACUCAACCUGAGUCAGUGUCGGCCGUGUACAAGCGGAUCAAGUUGCAUCCUCACGUCGUUGCGAACCUCUCGCCCAAGUUUCUCGCCAGAUUGGUGCAGUUCAAAGUGGACGAAUUUGAAAUCGGUCCUAUGUGCCCGUCUGUGACCCUCCGUCGGGAAACCUUCGCUCUCGCGGCCAAGGACUGUCGCGAGGCCACGAUGUUUGCGUUCAAGAAGAUGAGCAAGGAGCAUCUCUCGUUCGAGCUACAGCAGGAGCCAGGUGGGCGGUACCAGGUCUACGCAGUCGACAAGCACACGUCAAAUGGCACCAAAGUUGAAGGGGAAGCCAUCCCUCGCGGGGGCAAAGUUCUGCUGCAGCACAAUCAAUCUGUGGCGAUCUUGAGUUCGGGAGCUGGCACGAUUCUCCUCGGAUACAUCGUCGAGGAUCCCCACGUGCUCAUGGCGCAGCACAUUGCGCCCAAGGGCCACGCGCACGCCAGCGCAGUUCAAGCGCUGCCGACCGUCCAUUUACAGGAGAACGUCCUUGGCGUUCUGUUCGCGGCCCCGCUGGUCGGAAAAGACCACCAAGGCAACUGCCAUCCACUGGACGAACUGGAUUUGGCCAAGGAGUACAACAACCUCAAGGACGCGCUCAUUGAUGCGUCCAAGCGGAUGAAAUUGAAGCCGUCGGACCCAUCCGUGACGGAAGUAUCGCGGGAAGUGACGCUGUCGGUGCAUUUUGCCACAUCCGACAGCCUCCGGUCGCUCAUGACGCUCGGAUGCCGCGCGCUUCACUUUUCCGGCCACGGCAGCCCCCAGCAUUUGUACUUUGAAGAUGGGCUCGGAACGGUGCACCCGAUUCCGAUCAACGAUCUCAAAAACUUGUGCAUCUCCAAGAACUCGCCGCUCCGCCUCGUCGUUGUUCAGGCAUGCUACUCGCACAACGUCGCGACGGCAUUCUUGUCGUGCGGCAUUCCCCACGUGAUCGCGAUCAAGUUUGACCAAAAGAUCGAGGACAUUGCGUCCUCUGUGUUUACCAAAGCGUUUUACACGGCGUUGGCGACAGGACACGCCGUAAACGAGAGCUUCUACAUCGGACAGGAAGCUGUUCGGUCGAGCCCUCGCCUGGCGCAGGCGGCAGAGGCGGCGUGCAAGUUUGUGCUCCUUCCAGACGGCGCCGACCACUCGGAAGUUAUAUUCCCGACGCUCGACGUCAAAACGAGUGCUGCUCCCACGAUGGUGCCAAAUCCGACGCGGUUUCCCGUGCUAUGGGGCAGCACCAAGCUGCCCGCGGCGUGCCCGCACUUUUGCCAUCGCACGAUCGAGCAGUACCAUGUAAUCCAUGAGCUCGUCAAGGAGCAGCCCAGCGUUAGCCGGUACGUGUGGAUUUCUGGGCCUGAAGGAGUUGGCAAGACGCAGCUCGCAUAUGCGUGCUGUCGAUACAUGCAUCCACGACGAUAUUUUGCGGGAGGGAUUCGGUUCAUUUCUGUCCAUCAGCUCGUGUCGACGAAAUCGUCGAUGGCCACUCGUCAAGCGGUGGCCCCCGACGCGAUUCAGCAUGUCUUGACCAAUUUGCGAGUCCAAAUCGAUGCGUUUGUCCGGGAAACGGAAACGGGGCCGUACGAGUCUCGUCCAUGUGUGUGCACGUGAUCUUUCCUGGCAUGUAGGAGUCAAGUGACGGGGGGAACGCUCAAGCGAAUGCUUGUGGUGCUGGACGAGUGCGACGCGGUCAUUUCGACGGACGCGGACCAGCGCAGCUUUGCCAGCGUCGUGCACAACGUCUUGACCAACCACUUUGCGCUCAAGUUGAUCCUCACCGCGCGCACCAACAUCGUGUCGGAUCGGCUGCAAACUCACGGUGGGAGUCCAUAUCGCCUUGGCUGUUUGACCGCAAACAAGUCGGCCGACCUCUUGCGACGCCACAUCACACGCAAGCUCAGUCUGAAUGAAGUCCAGUUGUCGCCGCUGGCCGGGACGAUGCAGCACCCAAACCCGAUGGAGAACCUCACGCGAGUUGUCGCGGCCCAUCCCCUCAUCGAGCGAACGCAAGGCUUGCCGAAAGCAAUCGUCCAGCUCGCAUCGCGCAUCAAUGCGGCGUCGUUGACUCUCGAUCAGCUCGCGGCGCAGUUCUCGACGAGUUUGUGAGCGGCGCUUGUCCAUACUCGUCCAACUUCUCAAGCGUUGUCGAGCAUCGUGAACAACGCACGGACUCGCCACGAAUGCGCAUGGACGUGAGAGGCCGAUGAUUGUGCCGAGAAUAACUUAAUUCGACUAACUUUCGACUGGUCCCUUGUGGAGGAAGGAAUCGACCGUCGAUGGGCUUCGAUGGGUUGUGGCUGACUAUGGUCAAGCUCGGGUCGUGGCAUCGUUUGGCGCGCCUUGGAUGGAUCGGGCGGCUGGGGUCUCGGUCGACUUUGGCAACGACUGGAGGAACUCGACCAGACACUCGGCCACUUCCCAGUGCCGCUCUUGAUGAACGAUGUGGCCAGCAUCGUCGACGACCUUGACCCGCAAGUGGGGCUUGAUCUUUGCUUUCACGACCUGCGUGAUAAGCACACGAGUGAGUUUAUGUGGAAGAGCAUGGAGUACCUCGAGGCACGAUAUAUCGAGAAUCUUGUCAUGGUUCCCCCACACCACCAGGCAUGGCCGGUGGAUCUUGUCCAAGCAAUCGUCCAGCACAGACGCGUCCAAGAGGAUGUCCCGCAUGAGCUUCUCCAGCGCGUCGCGGCGUUUUUCCUGGGUCAUUUAGUUGAGCAAGUGCUGACCCCACGUUCCUCUGUCAC